AUGUCCACCGCCACGGCCGCACGGCCCAAUCUGGCGUGCCGUCGGCGGUUGGGCACCCUGUCCUCGCCGUUCGCAGGUCGAUUGGGUGGCAACCAAGAAUUCACCGUCGACAGAAGUGAUCCGCAGAACGAGGAGCUGUUGAAGAAAGUGCCGGACGCGGCACCGAACCUGACCCUCCAAGAGGCGUUUGAUCUGAAUGGCUUUCGCGAGAUUGGGCUCUGGAAGGCGAGCCUGAUUGAGUUUAUCGGAACUCUCCUUUUCGUCUACGCUUCCGCCUGGGACAGUCUGUCGCCCAACACUCCACCGCCUCUGCCCUCCGAAACGCUCGGCCCCUUCAACCGCGUGUCUUUUAUCGGGCCCUUAGUCGCCAACGUCAUCAACGCAAUCUUGCUCGCACUCCUGAUAUUCUCCUUCGGCGCUGUCUCCGGCGCGCAUUUCAACCCGCUCAUCACCUUGGGAACCUUCUUUGCGAGGUUGACCACGUUUCCGCGAUUGGUUCUGUAUCUCGGCGCACAGAUCAGUGGCGGUACAUUGGCGGGCCUGUUGUUGAGAGCCAGUGCCAACACGCGAGAGUUCAAGUGCGGCGGCUGCUAUCUGUUUACAGAGCAGGGCACACCCGUGAGUAGUGCGUUCACCGUCGAAGUCGUUGGCGACCUGCUGCUCCUUGUAUUGGCAUUCGGAGUCGGCCUGGACCCCCGACAGCGCGAGAUCUUUGGACCUGCGCUAGGUCCUAUCUUCGUCGGCUUAGCCGCAGGGUCGAUGGCUCUGUUGACCGCCUAUUCUCUGCCCGGAUACGGUGGGGCCGGCUUGAACGCGGCAAGGUGUUUUGGUAUUUUUGUGGGGAGUCGGUUUCCGGGCUGGCAUUGGGUACACUGGGUUGCGCCCUUUGUGGCGAGCAUUUUCCACGGCUUGGUUUAUUUUCUGGUGCCGCCCGGCGACCAGAUGGGCGGAGAUGAGCAAACCGUUGCGAGUGCGGGGCAGAAGCUGGAAUCGGGUAAUGGUAAGGCUAACGGGCGGGAGCCCGUGUAA
Cladophialophora carrionii CBS 160.54 is the source of this 1029-nucleotide messenger RNA. RefSeq lists its product as uncharacterized. Bases 1 to 1029 code for a protein of 342 amino acids. Lineage: Eukaryota; Fungi; Ascomycota; Eurotiomycetes; Chaetothyriales; Herpotrichiellaceae. The transcript is spliced from 2 exons. Gene Ontology annotation, biological process: transmembrane transport. Gene Ontology annotation, cellular component: plasma membrane. Gene Ontology annotation, molecular function: water channel activity. The record is from RefSeq and is a predicted model, not a curated record.